AGAAAGGGUAGAAAAUGGUGGGUUCAUUGUAGUUUCUCUAAUUGCCGACAGUGAUCGCACUGAAACUUCCUACAAUAUACAAAAUCUGGUAGGUGGUUUGAUUCAGAUCAACUAUAAAUAGUUCCCAGGUUUAGCAUUCUUCCAUCUUUCACUGCAAUUCCUCUAUUUUCUUUUCUACCAAACAAAACCGUGCUUGUCAAAUAUGGCUUCUACUUCAUCUUUAGCCUUCUCCUGUAAAACUACCUAUGAUGUUUUCCUUAGCUUUAGGGGAAUUGAAACUCGUCACAAUUUUACUAGUCACCUUUAUGCUGCCCUUUGCCGGAAAAAUAUUACAACAUUCAUAGACGAUAUCCUUGAGAGAGGAGAAGGGAUCUCGCCAGCGCUCAUGAAAGCGAUUGAAGAAUCCAAGAUUUCUGUAGUAAUUUUCUCAGAAAAUUAUGCAUCCUCUCGAUGGUGCCUAGAUGAACUAGUGAAGAUAAUUGACUGCGAGAAAAAAUUAGGGCGAAAGGUUUUACCCAUUUUCUACCGUGUAAAUCCUUCCGAUGUUAGAAAACAGACUGGGAAAUUUGGAGAAGCAUUUGGGAAAGUCAAAGAAAAUUCAAAUCACAGCUUAGACGUUGUGGAGAAGUGGAGCACAGCUUUGACGAAAGCAGGCAAUCUAUCUGGAUGGGUUUUCAGCGACUCCAGGCCUGAAUCCCAACUAUGUGAAGAAGUCGCUGAUCACAUUCUGGAGAAAUUGUAUCCCAUCUCGUUUACUGCUUCUACUGGCUUAGUUGGGAUUGAUUCACAUGUUGAUAAAAUUAUGUCAUUGUUAUGUAUUGAGCCAACAAACAUUCGGGUAAUAGGAAUUUGGGGAAUGGGUGGUAUUGGAAAGACCACCAUAGCUGAAAUUCUAUUUAGUCGAAUAUGCAAUCAAUUUGAUUGCUUUUGCUUUCUUCCCAAUGUUAGGGAAAAAUCAGAAAAAUAUGGGCUAGUUGAUUUAAGAAAAAGCUUUUUUUCCGAACUCUUGGGGAUUGAAAUUAGAAAUCUAGAUAUGCUCAGUGUGGUACCCACUGUCAUUAAGGAUUCACUUAAUAGGAAGAAAGUUCUUGCUGUUCUUGAUGAUGUUAAUGAUCCAGAGCAACUAGAAGCUUUAGCUAUAAAUGAUGAUGAUUGUUUUGGGCUGGGAAGUAGAAUCAUUUUAAUAAGCAGAGACAAGCAUGUCCUUAGCAGUGCUAAAAAGAUAAAUGAGGUUAAGGUAUAUGAGGUUAAGGGAUUGGAUUGUAGCGAUGCUCUUCAGCUGUUAAGUAUGAAAGCCUUCAAACAAAACCAUCCUCCGGUGGAAUAUAGAGAGUUGUCCAAAAGGGUAGAAACUUAUUGUAAAGGUGUUCCACUAGCUCUCAAGGUUUUGGGUUCCUAUUUGUGCGGAAGGACUUCUAAAGAAUGGGAAAGUGCAUUGAAUAAACUGAAGGUAUCUCCUGACUACAACAUUCUGAAAGUCUUAAAAGUAAGUUAUAAUGCUUUAGAUCGAAUGGAAAAAAGCAUAUUUCUAGAUAUUGCAUGUUUCUUCAAAGGAUAUGACAAAAGCUGGGUAGAAGAUAUAUUAGAUGAUUGGGUGAUAAUUCGUCUAAUGGAUAAGUGUCUCAUAACUAUCGUGGAUGACAAGUUAGAGAUGCACGAUUUGAUAGUGGAAAUGGGUCAAGAUAUUGCUCGGCGGAAGGGUAACCGAUUAUGGAUUUCUACAGAUAUCUGUCAAAUGUUGGCCACAAAUGAUAAUAAGGCAAAGAAAGUAGUUGAAGGCCUAUUUUUGGACAUCUCUACAAUUGGAAGGGUAUAUUUGAAUCCUGCCGUGUUCUCAAGAAUGCACAACUUGAGAUUGCUCAAAUUUUACGGGAGUUCCUGGUUAAAGAAGGAAGGUACUGGCUCCAUAUUUGAAUCUAGCGGAUCAGAUUGUCUAAAAAGUCUUCCUAACAAGUUGAGAUUACUUCAUUGGGAAGAAUACCCUUUCAAGUCUUUGCCAUUAAAUUUUUCCAUGGAAAACCUUGUCCGCCUCAUCAUGCCAUGUAGCGAAGUUGAAGAGCUCUGGAAUGGAUCUACGUGUUUGCCAAACUUAAAAUCUCUUGAUCUUAAUUGCUCAGAGAAUCUGAAAAUAGUCCCUGAUUUUUCUAUGAUGACAAGCCUGGAAGUGAUAAAUUUUGAUGGUUGUGAGAGUUUGAUUGAGAUUCCAUCAUCCAUUCAGUGCCUGGAAAGACUCCGUUUUCUUGAUAUAGGUCAGUGCAAAAAGUUGAUAAGUCUUCCACAAAUGCCGAGAGGCAUAAAAUAUUUAUAUCUCAAUUAUUCUGGAGUGGAAGAGUGGUCUCCGUCAUCUAUCCAAUUUCUUGACAAUCUUCGGUUCUUAAAUAUUUCCCAUUGCGAAAACCUUAGAAGUCUUCCAAGAAUUAUAUAUUGCAAUACUUUAACACUUGAUAUUAGUUUCUGCCCAAAUCUCAUCAUGGCUCCGCAGAUUAUGGAAAUGCUCAACGGUCUCCCAAAUAGCACUUGCGAAUGGAAAGGCUCUGAGAUUCUGAGUCUCCGUGGCUGUUCAAAUCUUGAGAAAUUGCCUCCCUUAUUUGGUUUACUCUCUUUACGAUAUCUAUAUCUAGAUGGCACUGCACUUGUAGAAAUUCCCCCUGACAUUGUUUCUUUGUCAUCAUUAGAAGUACUGUCUCUAAGUGAUACUCCAAUGGAAGAAUUGCCGUCAUCAAUUGGUUGUCUCUCUUCACUUGUUAGUUUGUAUUUGAAGAGAUGUAAAAACCUUAAGAGUCUCCCAAACAGCAUUUCUGAAUUGAAAUGUCUUGGGACUCUACAUCUCAGUGGCUGUUCAAAUCUAGAGAAAUUGCCUCCUUUAUAUGGUUUAUGCUCCUUAAACGGGAUAUAUCUAGAUGGCACUGCACUUGUAGAAAUUCCCCCUGACAUUGUUUCUUUGUCAUCAUUAAAAGUACUGUCUCUAAGUGAUGCUCCAAUGGAAGAAUUGCCGUCAUCAAUUGGUUGUCUCUCUUCACUUGGUCGUUUGAAUUUGCAGAGAUGUAAAAAGCUUAAGAGUCUCCCAAACAGCAUUUGUGAAUUGAAAUGUCUUAAGACUCUACAUCUCAGGGGCUGUUCAAAUCUAGAGAAAUUGCCUCCUUUAUAUGGUUUAUGCUCUUUACGAGAUCUAUAUCUAGAUGGCACUGCACUCGUAAAAAUUCCCCUUGACAUUUUCUCUUUAUCAUCAUUGGGAGUAUUGUUUCUAAAUGAUACUCCAAUAGAAGAAUUGCCGUCAUCAAUUGGUUAUGAAUUGAAUUUUUGUAAUUGCGUAAAUUUGGACCAAAAUGCACGUGGCACCAUUAUGGCAGAUGCUGUCCAGAGAAUUAAAGAAUUAGCCAUUGCUAGAAGUUAUCCUUGUUUUUUGGUUGGUUUACCCGGAAGCAAAAUGCCUGAGUGGUUGAGCUGUGAAGGCCCAGGAUAUUUAAUAGAAACUUCAUUCCCUCCUGGUUGCUUCAAUAAUAUGUUCCUGGGUUUUGUUUUUUGUGCUAUUCUAGAAUUCAAGGCUCCUGUUAUGUAUCCUCUACACUUAACAUGUCAAAGCAGGUUCAAAAACAAUAAUGGCUACAUAGGCGCCAGAUUUACAAGUGAAUAUUUCUAUUUGGAAAAUACCAUAGAAUCAGAUCAUGUGAUCUUUUGGUACAAUGGCAAUGACAUUUACUUUUUAGAUUGGCUCAAACAAAAUUGUGACAUGGAGAACGAGGCAUCAUUCUACCUCGAGCCUGAGCCUGAGAAUGUGUAUAUGAAACAGGGGAAAGUGAAAAGGUUUGGGUUUCACUUGUUAUAUGACAAAGUUGAGCUAAACAAAUGCAAUCCUUGCAUAUGCAGAGAAGCCAAUUUUCUGGAGCAAUUAGAAGAAACAGCAAAUGCCAACAAUAAGAGAAGCAGGGAAGACUUCUACUCCAGUAAUAUCAAUGGCAACCAAGAGGUGGAAACACACCCUAAAAGAUUGAGGCCAAACUUCUUUAUGGAAGAUUACUUUUCAAAUGCUCAGGAUAGGAUUAACUACGAUGCUACUAUGGUUCCUUCAAGUUCUUCAUGUGAAUUUGCUCCCAAAUUCUACAAAUUUCUUUGAAAUUCGUCCCUACUAAUUGUGGAUAACUUGGGUUUGCGGCUCUCUUUCCCUCAAGCUGCGUUGACAUCUUCCAAAUCUGGUCAUCAACUUUCUGAUCUGUCGGAUCUCAUUUGUUUUGGGCAUCAACUUUCUGAUCUGGCGAGUCUUACGAGCCCAUCUCUCGCGACUUCAGUGGCGUCUUCCAGACUAACUCUACGCCAACCCCGGCCUUCUCCAUCUCGCCUCUUCCAUUUCUCUUCUUCACUCAACGAUUCAGAAGCCCUAUGGUUUUAGUAGCCUCCAAUUUCUCCCUCUCUUGCACAAACUUAAUUAGCGACUAUAAGUCUUCCAUUUCAGCUCAUUGUGUUCAAUUCUGGCCUGAUCCUCCAAAUGAGAUAUUGAGUUUCCUCACGGCAGAUGCAGUGGUAGUGACUCUAUGUUAACUCAGGAACGAAGCGCUUUGGAAUUCUAAUCAGAUUACAAGCACUGCUUCCUCCUUCCUUCAUCAGUGAUUAGCUGCCCAAGUUAGUGACCAUCCAUCCUAUUUUGACUACUCUUCGACAGUUUCUGUGGCUGAUUUGUUGAAAUGGCACAAGCCUGCUUCGGGAUUCUUGAAAUGCAAUACAGAUGCUUCCUCCCGUCUGCAUCAUAACAAAAUUGAGCAGGUUGGGUUCUUUGUGAUUGGAGAGGACAGCUGAUUAAGGCUUGCUAAAUUGAGCUUCUUGGUCCACCUGAUCCGAAAAUCGCUGAAGCUCUCUCUCCAAGAAGUUCUUAGCUUGAUUGAUGAAAGGGGCAUGCAUAUCACCUAAUUUAUUAACUUAUUCAACCUUGAUUGAAUGCUGAUGUUGUUCCUUAUCCUGCACUUAUGGAUGCCCAGUGCAAGAAUUGUUAAGUGAAAUCUGCUGUGACUUUAUUUGAUGAGAUAACUAAGUAGGGAAUCAAGCCUAAUGUUGUCACUUAUAAGGCAACUCAAGAAAAUUACAGUGGCAAGCAGGAAAUUUUGUCCAUCUUCCAUACUUGCAGUUGGGUAAAAUGCAGCAAUUGUUGUCGUUUUCUAUAAUAAGAUUACUGCCAUGUUGUGAAUGUUUAAAAAUGAGAACAUGCAAUAUUUACACUGUAAUUUUGGUGCAUUUGCAUCUAAGGAAAAUUACAGGAAAAGUACUCCUGUAAUUUUAAUAUUAUUUUAAGUUCAGAAUUAGCAGGGUUAA
Molecule: messenger RNA, 5301 nt
Organism: Hevea brasiliensis (rubber tree)
Lineage: Eukaryota; Viridiplantae; Streptophyta; Magnoliopsida; Malpighiales; Euphorbiaceae
Product: disease resistance protein RPV1-like
Exons: 8
Coding region: 203-4114 (1303 amino acids)
Biological process (GO): signal transduction; defense response
Molecular function (GO): ADP binding
Source: RefSeq, a predicted model, not a curated record